AUCAAAAAUACAGCUGAUCGAUUGCACAGGCUUCGGUGCGGUGGUCUGCUGCCAAAAAUCUCCCUGAAUUUAGACGGUUUCCUCUACCUUAAUUCUAUCGACAGGUGUAGAUCCCAUUUUGCAGCAUGGCAGAGUCAGAAAAUGAACCAUCUAGUGAAAAUGAAGAGUUUCUUUCUCCUGUGAAAGAUGAAGUAUCAGACAGAGACUACACCCCACCACCAAGGCAGAAGAAGCAGAAAGUGAGGAGAUUACCAACUCACAAAGCUACAUGCCCCAAUAAUCCCAGCAGAAGACUCAUAUUCUCCUCUCAAGAUGAACAAGACCCCUCUCCACUGAGGCAUUGCACCAAGAAAAAAAGAAAGAUGAGACGCAGGAAGAGUGGACGGUCAAAGAAGCAAAAGUUUGAGGGUCGGAACAUCGAGGUAUUGGGUACCUGGGUCCAAUGCACAAACAAGGAUUGCAUGAAAUGGCGUUACCUUUCUGACAUAACAGACCCAUCCCAUGUACCAGAUGAGUGGACUUGUGAAAUGAAUUCUGACUCAUCAUACAACUCAUGCCUACUGCCAGAGCAGGAUUAUUCUACACUGGAAUUUGUUCAUGCCAAAUUUACAGAGGGAUCUCUUGUUUGGGCCAAAAUGCAGGGAUUUCCAUGGUGGCCAGCUAUGAUUGAAGAAGACCCCGAUUCUGAGCUGUGCCUAUAUCCAGAUCCAUUAACAGGAUAUGUGACUGACUACCAUGUUGUUUUCCUGGACAAGAAAGUCACAAGGUGCUGGGUCAAGGUGUCCAACAUCCAGAAAUAUGAAGAUGCAAAAUGUCCUGGUUCGAUGAUUGUCAAGGGUCAUGACUUCUCUCAGAGGAUCAUGGCUGCUAAAGAAGUAGCAGAUGAGGCACAGAAACUACCUAUCAAGGAGCGAAUCAAGACCUUUGGCUUCAGUGCUCGCUUCAAGGGUCCAUGGGGUGAGGAUACAGAGAAAACAAGCGAUCAGAGACAAAAAACAGAGCUGCAUAAGAGGAAAGGCCCCAAACCUAAGAAACGGGUGAUCAUGGAUGAGGAUUCUAGCCUUGCAGGCUCACUCCUAAGCCACUCCGACAUGGAUGAUAUCCUAGAUGAGGCCGAGGCGCUUCUUGGAGAAGUCCACAACAUUGUCAUGGAGGUGGAGGAUGAGGUACAAGAGAGCCUUCUUCAAGAGAUGGAGAAAGGUGAAAAGGACUCUCCACCACCAUUGAAAAAGAGAAAAGUAGAGAGUGGCAAGAAUGAUGAACAACCCUCUAAGCAGAAGCAGGGUACCUCUAAGAAUACUGAUGACAGUUCACCUCAACCUGUGACAAGCGGAAAGAAAUCAAGGAAAAUUCCGAAGGAGAAGCAAAGCUCUGAGACAAAAAUGGCUAAAGAACUUGAAAGGAUUCAAAAGAAAAAGGAGGCAGAGCUGCAUAAGUUGGAACUGCAAGAACUGAAAGUCAGAGAAAAGAUAGAGAGAAGAGAAAAGGAAAAGCAAGCAAAGAAGGAACAGAAGGCAAAGGAGAAGCAAAAGAAGAACGAAAACAAGCAGAAGGUAAGACAAGAAGAAAAAGAGGCAGAGAAGGAAAAGUCUAAGCAAGAGAAAAAGGAGUUGAAGCGGAAAGAAAAGGAAGCAAAGAAAGAGUUGAAGAAGAAAAAGAAAGCUGAGAAGAAAUUGCUAAAGAAAUCUUUGGAAGGUGAAACAGAUGCCGCUAUUGAAGGCAAGGACAGUGAAGGUGAUGCCGAAAAAGCUGCAAGGAAGGAGAAGAAACGUUUGGAAAAGGAAGAAAAGAAAAGAUUGAAGAAAGAGAUGAAAGCAAAGAAAAAGGAGGAAAAGAAGAAAGAGGGGAAUGAUGGAAAAGCAACUGAUCAGAAAGAGAAAGAGGCGGCCAAGGUGAAACCUAGUUUCCAGAAAGCGAAAAAGCCAACAUUCAGCGCACCAAAGCAGAAAGCUGCAAAAGCACCAUUAGGUCUUCCAGCACAGCCAACCACAGCAGAAGAAUCUUCAGUCAGCAAGGAGAUUGGAGCUCUCAUUGAUGAGAUUGUUAAUGAGACAGACCGAUCGAUCAAAAUCGAUGUGGUGGAGUCUUCAGUGGCUGCAAGUGAUGUUCCUGCAGUUAAACCGUCCGCGGUCCAAAGUAUGCAUGGUAUCGGAGAAAGUCCUGUGAAAAAUGUGAAGAAACCGUUCAGACCGAAAUUCACCAUCAAAACCAAAGAUGGGCAAAGGGUUUCUGAGGCAAAUCUCCCAGAUUGUACAACUUCCUCAGCUGCACCCACUCCUGUAAAUGAUGGUGGACGGGACACUGGUCUGGACGCUCUCGAUGAAGAGACGUCUGUUGAUAUCAGCAAAAUCCUAGAGGUCAAUUCCAAACAAGACAGUACUGUAGAAACGGAUCAAGCCCAAGAAAACAGUGAUCCUCUUGCAUUUCCUCUGUCUGAGAUGAUAGGCAAGCAGUUGGAACUCCUGCCCAAGUCUGAGCAUCAGGAUUCUCCACCCAAGCGUGAGUGUUCCGUCAACAUUGAUGAAGGACAAGGACUGGACUCCCAUCCUACCAAGGAGAUCAACGAUGUUAUCACUGACUCGACCAAACUGGUGAAGACCCUGGAGAAACCUAUUAAAGAGUACAUUCCAGACUCGACGGAUUGGUCAGAACCAGAUGAACCCCAGACAGUCCCAGGCCAGAAAAUGGUUAUGGUUGCUGCAGCUGCAAACGGGAAUGACAGUGAGGACUCUGAUCCAUUUGAAAUGGAAGAUUAGAUUUAUUCUGCCCUGGCAUUGCAUAGCAAAGAAGGGCUUACUUCUUUUUUCCAAGAAAAAAGUUGUUUUCCUCUAUUUAAAUAUUGUUUUUCCUCAAAAAAUAGUUUCUUUUACAGCAAACAACAUAACAUGUUUCCAUGAGCGAUUCCAUAUUUGAUAUUCAAUUUGAUGGCUUAAUAGCUUUAAAUAUUUUAGAUCACUUUCUACAAUGAAUUUAAAAGUCAUUAACUUGAAGAACUAGCUUUAUCAUUUUUUUAAUAUUUUUCUAUAUUUUUUUUUACAUGUUGAAAUAUCUUGUAGCAAAAACAUUUCAUAUGAGCAAAGACUUUGUAGUGGUCAGCUACAAGGGAUUAAGCAUGAAUAAUGUGAGGACUUUAGUUUUGAUACAUAUAUCAUUCCAAAAUAUUUAUUUAUUUACAUGUAAACUAUAAUCAUUCUUUAAAAUGAUGUGUUGAUUUUAUUAUGUUCUAUUAUUUCACUUGAUUGAUUUCUUUAUUUGUAUUGCAGCUGAUUAUGUGCACGUAACUAGAUGAUACCAAGGAGAAAUUUUGAUUUUCUUGUAAUUCAAAUAUUUUAUUUUGAUUAUUGGUUUAUUUUUAAAUUGUCUAGAAUUACCUCAACUGUAACAUUUUUAUAUGAAAUAAAUAGUAUUAUUCAAAAUAUUUCUUUCUUGCCAAACUACUAAAUUUUCAGGAAAUAUGAAUGCCAGUCUAUCCACUAUUAUAUUUAUUACACAACAUUUAGUAUUUCAAAUGCAUGUCUGUAUAUUGAAUAGAAUAAUUUCAUUAAGUUCAUUCAAGAUAUGUAUAUUACUUUUAUCAUAAAUAGUUUAUGAAUAUAUCAUAGAAUAUAUUAUAAAAUGUAAACUGAAAUAAGUUUCCAUUAUUUAUAUGCAUUUCCAAAGUGCCUAUUGCUUGUACAAAUUCAUACCAAAACAAAUGUUUAUUGUUGAAAUGUAUUUAUUUAUUAAUAUAAAUAUGAAAUAGCGAUUAUAUAGAUAAGAAUCUAUUUAACACUACAUGUAUAUCAAUACAGGAUGCCUAAAUGUAACAAAUUUUAUUUAUAGUACUUGUAUUUUGUAUCUAGGUACCGUACUUCAACAAAAUGUUGAAUGGAUGAUGUGUACAUAUAUGUUGUUAAAUUCUUUUUUAUGUGUUACAUCAACAAAUUAUAAGAGAGUUUGGUAUUUCAAUUUGUUAGGACAUACCUUGCUAGUAUUAAUCUAAAGAAUAGAAGAGAGAUACAUAAUGUACAUGUAUAUGAGACAGUAAAAUUACCUCAAAAAUAGUCUCAAAGAUUUCUCCAUUAAAUUUCAGAGUAACAAUUCCAACAGACUUUCUCAAUAUUGAUAUUGAUUUGCAAUUCACAUUAAGACCAAUUCAUAUAAUAAUGUUGUCUUUAACUUAACUGUCAAUUUUUUUUCUCUUUUUUUCAUGAAUAAUUCUUACGUUUUGGCUUUCAAAUCCAGUGGCAGAUUAAGCUGGAUUAGGAACCAUAUUUUUGAUAAACCACUAUUCAAAUCCCUCCAUAUUGUACAUAAUUUUUUGUAACUUAAUGAACUUAUAUAUUUUAAAAGUGCACAAAAUGAUAAAUAUUUCACUUGUCUUGGAGAUAUUUUUAGCAUUUUACAUUGGAAGAUAUGCAAACAUACAUUGAAUUCAAAGAGGAAAAGCAUUGAAUUAGACAAUAUUGACAAGUUAUGUACAGUAUUGUGUUCAAUCACCAAAAUAUUUGUUCUGGUCAAGGAAUAAUAUAAGGACAAUGUUGCAUGAGUAAAAUCUGCCUAUUUUGACCUGCUUCAACAAGCAGAAAGCAACUCGCAUUAAUGGAAUAUGAAUACAAAUGUUCCUUCUCUUUCAAGUGCUGCUUGUAUUCUGUAAAUAUGUUAUGCUAAGCUUUCAGAGAAAUUAUUUCAUGAUAUACAUUUACUUGUAAUUGGUUUCAAGUGCCACUGGUAUUCUGUACAUAUGUUAUGCGAUGCUCAAAAGCUGCAACUUCUCUGAAUGUUUUAAUUAAUUUUUCAUUGUUCAACAUACUUGCCAAAAAAAGUGUUUUUGUAUAUAUUGUUCAUUAAAGUGUAUUUCUGAUAUUUAUAAACAUGAAAAUUAGUUGGCUCCUUGAUUGUUCUUGCUGUAAGUUAAUAUGGUGUAAGUCUUCACUAUUUUUGUGAAUCAUACCGAGAGGAUCUAGGUGGACAGAAAAAACCCUUCUGAGAUGACAUGUUUAGAUUUAAUUUGUAGACAGUAAAGUAAUUAAUAAAGUGAGACCGUUCAUUUUGUGACGUUUGAAAAUUUUGUCCA
Lytechinus pictus (painted urchin) is the source of this 5056-nucleotide messenger RNA. RefSeq names its product zinc finger CCCH domain-containing protein 13-like. The coding region runs from base 126 to 2756 and encodes 876 amino acids. The record is from RefSeq and is a predicted model, not a curated record. NCBI's taxonomy places the organism in Eukaryota, Metazoa, Echinodermata, Echinoidea, Temnopleuroida, Toxopneustidae. Gene Ontology annotation, cellular component: nucleus. The transcript is spliced from 11 exons. Gene Ontology annotation, molecular function: zinc ion binding.